GAAAUUGAAACGUUGUACUCACCGACUCCUACACUUUCUCUAUAUAAAACAUGUUAAUCUUCCUGCGAAAAUCCAUUAUCCAUUGGAGAUGAUUCGCUGCAAAACUAGUCGGAAUAUCGCAUAGUUUCCGCAUAGUUUCCUCUAAAUAUCCCGAUUUGAUCGGCGUGAGGGUUUAUCGGUGUUGGUAUAAAUCCGAUUUUCGAUUCCAGAUGGUCCGAUCACCAUGGGCUGAUUUUAGGUGGAUUUUUGGUUUUCUGGUUUUCUCCGGUUAUCUUAGGGAGGAUCGGGAGUUUCUCUACAUCUAGAUCUUUGAUUAUAGGUGUUGUAUUGGUUUGUGGAGUUGUGGAGUAGGCUUUAAGGUGCUGGUUUGGAAGAGCAUCGAUCAUGUCUUCGGUGCUCGGGGAGUUCCUUCUUGGGCGUGCGAUGAUGAUUCCUUCGGCUACUUCGUUUCAUGGUGGUUCUUGCUCUCAUCGUUUCAAACACCUUGAGAAGUGGAAUCGGCGUGGUAAUUUGAGUUGAUAUUCGGCCCAAGAAUGGAUUUCUUGUUAUUGUAGGGCUUCUUUUUCUUGAUCUUCUACGAUUUUUCUUCAUCUUUCCGUUUCUUGAUCUGAUCUUGGUAAAAAAAACCCAGAAUUAUAGACGCUAGAGAUUGAGGUAUCUCACUCCCUUCAUUUCUUUGGUGGGUCGACGCGGUGGUGGAAGUUGGUCGCGAUCGUUGUUGCCUUCUCUUUAUUUGAUUGCAUCGGGGUUGUUCUUUAGGAGCUCUUGGUACUUGAUUCUUAUCCAGUAUUUGAUAUCAUCUUUAUCGUGGGCUUGUCGUUUACCUUCUCACUUCGUACUCUCCCGAAGUUUCAAUUUCUCUCUACCACUACAAGCUUCCUUGGGUUGGACACGAUAUCAUCACUAUCAAUGGAUUUGUCUGUUUCUUGUGGUGUCUCUGAUCUGGAGUGCGGUAGUAUUCAUCUCUUAAAGCAGUCAGGUGUAAAUCAUAAGCGAAGUGUUUCCACCGAUGGAGAUGAUUCUGUGGCAGAUCUUGGGGAUGCACUUACUGAGAUCUUACAUAUUCAAGAUGGUCAUGAAUCAUUGCUGGGACAAUUGGAAUCAUUAAACAGGGGUGAAACAUGCCAUCCAGAGGCUAAAAUGUGCAGAGACUGGAUAAUUGAACUAGCUGACUCUGUGACUGGGUCAAUUCAGAAGGGCUUGACAAAGUCUGCAACAUUUCCAUGCUCUAAGAUGGAUACAUCAGUUGAUGAGAAAACAGAGAUGCCUGGUAUUGGGUCGAAUGGACAGAGCUCUUCCGACUCGAGGCCAGCCUGCACGAGAUCCAUAUCUCUGCCUACUCCUUCAAAGCUUUUGUCUGCCAUGAAAGGUAGCCGGGAGAAGCAGGGAGCAUCUUUGAGGAAGCUGACGGUGAAAUGGGCUCCUGAUGUCUAUGAUCCACCUUCCACAACUCUUUCGCACACAGUGAAAAGCCACAACCAGCAACGCUCAAGGACCAACAAAAAGAAUAGCAAGCACAAACACAAAGGCAAAUCUUCACGAGGGUGCACUAGUGAGAAGAAGCAAUACAGAAGAACUGUUUCUAACUCAGACCUGCGUUCAAAAUCGAUGGCCAGCAGAGAUAGGCUGCUUUUUGGUGGUUUUGAUCAGUCGACUGUGGGGCUUCUUGGUGGUUUUGAUAAGUCGACCAUGGAGUGUGUGGAAUUUGUCACCGGCCAAGAUUCCAAUUGCGGUAGCAGCUUCCUGAGGGCAUCGCUGGCGAAGGUGCAUAUGCCAGUGGCGGAAGCUACAUAAAGAAAGGGAUAUAUAUAUAUAUAUAUAUAUCCUCUGGUCUCAACAUGGUCUCUGGUUACGUAGCAAGUUAUUGUUUCAUGCGGAUAAAAUAGAUUUGUGAGGCUUUUAUAAAUAAAUUUCUGAGACUUGACAAGGGUGGCUGUUGCAGUGUUCAGGGACGUUUACGAAACAUAUUGGUUGUUUUUGUGCUUUUCUGUACGUGGUUGUGUUGGUUCCUAAGCCUUUUAAUCAUGAUUGUGUACCUUGUUCUUAGCAAAAAUGAUAUUUAAAUUUUUAAAAGCUAAA
Messenger RNA from Macadamia integrifolia, 2079 nucleotides. RefSeq lists its product as uncharacterized. Bases 910 to 1794 code for a protein of 294 amino acids. Lineage: Eukaryota; Viridiplantae; Streptophyta; Magnoliopsida; Proteales; Proteaceae. The record is from RefSeq and is a predicted model, not a curated record. The transcript is spliced from 3 exons.